Messenger RNA from Quercus lobata, 4037 nucleotides. RefSeq names its product Double Clp-N motif-containing P-loop nucleoside triphosphate hydrolases superfamily protein. Lineage: Eukaryota; Viridiplantae; Streptophyta; Magnoliopsida; Fagales; Fagaceae. The coding region runs from base 612 to 3794 and encodes 1060 amino acids. The record is from RefSeq and is a predicted model, not a curated record. Gene Ontology annotation, molecular function: ATP hydrolysis activity; ATP binding. The transcript has 3 exons.
AUAUUUUUUUUUCUUUUUCACCACCCUCUAUUUUUUUCCUUCAUCAUUUCAUUUGAUGUAGGGUAUUUUGUCUUUUGAUAGCGCCUUGCUUAUUUUGAUUUUCAGAUGGAUAGAUAGAGAGAUAGAGAAAGUGUUAUAGGCAAAAAGAGAGAAAGUAAAGAGAGAAAAGAAAGAGAAAGCUGUUCUUGUGUGAAGGAGGGGAUCUGAUGUUUCCUUUUCGCGUUGAAUUUCACUCUUGCACUAUCCUUUUUUUUUGAGAGAGAGAGAGAGAGAGAGAGAGAGCGCAAAAGCAAAGCAAAAAUAUAGAGAGCUACAUAGAUUGCAUAGCAAUAGCUAUAGCUGCAUAGCAUAGAUAAAUAGAUUCCUAUAAGGAAAAAAAGCUUUCUAAAGCUAAAAAGGCUUUUUUAGCUUUUGAGAAAGAAAAAAAAAAAAAAACCUGAAAAUCACGAAUUUGUCCAUUUUGUACCAACCCAAGUUCACACCCUGUUUGUUUUGGUUGUGUUGUGAAUAUAACAUUAGUUUUUUCAUUCCAGAAAUUUUUAAGUUUGGAGAAAGAAGAAGAAGAAGAAGAAAAAUAACUGUAUUUUUGUUAGUUAAAAGGGUAGUUGGAAAUGAGAGCAGGAUUGAGUACGAUCCAGCAAACCCUUACGGCGGAGGCGGCGAGCGUGUUGAACCACUCGAUCGCGGAGGCGGGUAGGCGGAACCACGGCCAAACGACGCCGCUACAUGUGGCGGCGACGCUCUUGGCCUCUCCCUCCGGCUACCUCCGCCAAGCUUGUAUCAAGUCCCAUCCCAAUUCUUCGCACCCGCUCCAGUGUCGAGCUCUCGAGCUCUGCUUCAGCGUCGCGCUCGAGCGCCUCCCCACGGCUCAGAACCUCAGCCCCGGUAUCGAGCCACCAAUCUCGAAUGCUCUUAUGGCGGCGCUGAAGCGAGCGCAGGCGCAUCAGCGGCGUGGCUGCCCCGAGCAGCAGCAGCAGCCGCUUCUCGCGGUGAAAGUCGAGCUCGAGCAGCUGAUUAUAUCGAUUCUCGACGACCCGAGUGUGAGUCGAGUUAUGCGAGAAGCUAGCUUUUCGAGCCCGGCCGUUAAGGCCACAAUUGAACAGUCUCUGAAUUCGCCUUCGCCUUCGGCUUCCUCGAUUCCGAACUCGGGUCCUAUUGGAUUGGGAUUUAGAGGUGGACCCACUGCACCAAAUAGGAAUCUGUACUUGAAUCCACGGUUGCAGCAGCAGGGGAGUGCAGCCCAAUUGGGACAUCAGAGAGGUGAGGAGGUGAAACGAAUUGCUGAUAUUUUGCUGAGGAGCAAGAAGAGGAACCCGGUAUUGGUCGGCGAGUCGGAGCCGGAGGCGGUGGUUAAAGAGCUACUGAGGAGGAUUGAGAAUAAGGAAUUGGGUGAUGGGGCAUUGAAAAAUGCUCAGGUGAUCCAUUGGGACAGGGAGUUUUCUUCGGAUAGAGCGCAAAUAGCUGCUAAAGUUAAAGAAUUGGGCGACUUGGUUGACACCCGGAUUGCGAAUUCGGGUUCUGGUGGUGGUGUUAUUGUUAAUUUGGGCGAUUUGAAAUGGAUGGUUGAGCAACCGGUGAGUUUCGGGGUGGCGGGGGCGGGGGCAGGGCCUGGUUCGGGGCUGCAGCAGCAGCAGCAACAGGUUGUUUCGGAGGUGGGGCGUGCGGCGGUGGCGGAGAUGGGGAAGCUAUUGGGGAGGUUUGGAGAAGGGAGUGGGGGGCGGGUUUGGUUGAUUGGGACUGCCACUUGUGAGACUUAUUUGAGGUGCCAGGUUUAUCAUCCUUCUAUGGAAAAUGAUUGGGAUCUUCAGGCAGUGCCAAUUGCUCCUAGAGCGAUUCCGGGAGGAAUGUUUCCAAGGCUUGGCACCAAUGGGAUUCUCAGCAGCUCCGUUGAGUCUCUGUCUCCAUUGAAGGGCUUUACAGCUGGAGCAACCGCACCAAGACGUCUCUCUGAGAAUUUGGAUCCUGCUCGAAGAACAAGUUGUUGCCCACAAUGCAUGCAGAAUUACGAACAAGAGCUAGCAAAAAUUUUACCCAAGGAGUUUGAGAAAUCAUCUUCUGAAGUUAAAUCAGAAGCAGCUCGACCUCAACUGCCACAGUGGUUGCAAAAUGCUAAAGCCCAUGAUGACGAUGCCAAAACAACGGAUCAGACUCAGCCCAAGGACCAAGAACUGAUUUCAAAGCAGAGGAGUCAAGAUUUACUGAAGAAAUGGAUUGAUACAUGCUUUCGUCUUCAUCCUAGUUUUCAUCAUCCCAAUCUCAAUUCUGAGAGAAUUGCUCCUGUACCUCUCUCGAUAGCAGGCUUGUACAAUCCAAAUGUUAUUGCUCGCCGAUCUUUCCAACCCAAAUUACAAAUGAACAGACUUCUUGGGGAAACCCUGCAGCCGAACACUAAUCAAGUGCCCACUCAACCCUCUGAGAGGGCAGUUUCCCCACCAGACAGCCCUGUAAGGACAGACCUGAUUCUUGGGCGACCGAAGGUCAGUGAUACCAGCCCUGUCCAUAAAGAGCGCAUCAAAGACUUUUUGGGCUGCAUGUCUUCUGAACCACAGAACAACUUGCAUGAAAAGCAGAGCAAUAAACUGCUUAGCACAUUAGAUGCUGACUCAUUCAAGAAGCUCGUCAAGGGUCUAAUGGAGAAGGUAUGGUGGCAGCAGGAUGCAGCAUCGGCUUUAGCUACGAGUGUGACCCAGUGCAAAGUGGGCAAUGGAAAACAACGUGGUGCUGCAUCAAGAGGUGACAUGUGGAUAUUAUUUAUGGGUCCCGACAGGGUUGGCAAGAAGAAGAUGGCUUCAGCUCUUUCAGAACUGGUAUCCGAGUCCAAUCCAAUAAUGAUUUGUCUUGGUUCUCGACGCGAUGAUGGGGAAUCAGACUUGAGUUUCCGUGGUAAAACAGCUCUGGAUAGAAUUGCAGAGGCAGUUAGGAGGAACCCCUUUUCAGUAAUCAUGCUCGAGGACAUUGAUGAAGCAGAUACACUAAUCCGAGGGAGCAUCAAACGGGCAAUGGAAAGAGGACGGCUUGCUGAUUCUCAUGGACGGGAAAUCAGUCUUGGAAAUGUCAUCUUCAUUCUUACUGCUAAUUGGCUGCCAGAUAAUCUCAAAUACUUAUCCAAUGGAAUUUCACUUGAUGAAGAUAAGCUUGCCAGUUUAGCAAGAGGAGGUUGGCAUCUAAGAUUAUCCCUUUGUGAGAGGACUGCAAAACGAAGAGCCCAUUGGCUACACGACGAAGACAGACCAACUAAGCCUAGUAAGAAGGACACAAGUUCAGCUUUAGCAUUCGAUCUAAAUGAAGCUGCUAAUGCAGAGGAUGAAAGGGCAGAUAAUUCACACAAUUCAAGUGAUCUCACAAUUGAUCACGAAUAUGAGCAUGGCCUCAAUAGCAAUACGAAUACAAGAAUACCCACGACCUCAGCAGCACCUCGUGAACUCCUUGAGGCUGUCAAUGACACAAUUGUCUUUAAGCCAGUGAACUUAAGCCCCAUCCGCCGCAACAUCACAAGUUCUGUCAAUAAAAAAUUCACCACCAUCAUAGGCGAUGGAAUUUCAAUUGAAGUACAAGAUGAGGCACUGGAAAAGAUUACAAGUGGGGUAUGGCUAGGAAGAACAAGUUUAGAAGAAUGGACAGAGAAAGCAUUAGCUCCAAGUUUUCACCAGCUUAAGGCAUGCCUUCCCAACAAUAGCCUUAAUGAUUCAUCAAUGGUUGUUAGGCUUGAAAUUGACACCGAAUCAGAUAGCCGGAGCUUUGGGGAUUCAGAUUAUCUUCCUAGUAGUGUCAAGGUGGUGGCUAAGGGGUUGUGAAUAAUGUGGCUUGUGAGGCAAGGUAGUUUGCCACUUUUGUAUUGGAUACAGAGAUGUAAAUAUACUGCAAUAUUUGGCGGGGGAGUAAACGGUUGAAAGUUUAAAAGGGCUAAAGAGAAAAGCCGUUAGAAGUUUAGAAGAGGGUAUCGUUGAUGAUAGAUUUGACGGGGCCUUUUUAACUACAAGACAGACAAUAUUGUGGCUUCUUUAUUAUUUAAUUUCUUUAUGUUUUUCUUCUUCACA